Peronospora matthiolae is the source of this 180-nucleotide messenger RNA. Lineage: Eukaryota; Oomycota; Peronosporomycetes; Peronosporales; Peronosporaceae. The record is from the annotation of a GenBank genome assembly.
AUGACUGAGUCAAAGCCUUCGUCUAACACCCUUGAGGAAUUCCUCGAAAAGAGUAUGGUGGACUACGAGAGUGACAUUGUCGCGUCGAGUGUCUAUGAACCACUUCCAGUUACGCCACCGGCGCGUGACACCACGCGCGUCGCGCUAAAUCCAUUCGUGGAACACGAGGAGGUACCUUGA